Messenger RNA from Rhizoctonia solani, 3117 nucleotides. RefSeq lists its product as uncharacterized. The record is from RefSeq and is a predicted model, not a curated record. Lineage: Eukaryota; Fungi; Basidiomycota; Agaricomycetes; Cantharellales; Ceratobasidiaceae. The coding region runs from base 1 to 3117 and encodes 1038 amino acids. The transcript has 4 exons.
AUGGCCCGCGGAGGUACGAUGUACGCACGAGCUAUACGCCGUGCAGCGGCGAGAGCUUCCCAUCUUGAAGAAGCUAACGGGACCGAGCCUUCCGACGUCUCUCGAGUAACUUGCCCUUACUGUGGAUCCGAAUUCGGUUCGGAAGGGGACCGCAACCGACAUGUGUCGCUCUAUGCCCUCUGUCACGCUAGACAUGAGUGUGCGGUGAAGGGGAAGGUUGGUCAAAAGCGGAAGAGGGAAUACGAGGUCGACUCACCAGCAACCGAUGUAAUGGACCGCCCAGCUCCUGCAAAACAUGCCCGAAUCGACGAAACUGCCUUACCGAUUGCUGGACUGUCUCGACACCCUAACGCUCUACCAUAUCCCGGCCCUGACCACACCCCUGACUCUAAUUCCGACCCCGUUCUUGCUGGAGGCGCUGUCAACGGGUACACCAAGGAUGGCGUGUUUGUCGAGCGAUUCCCUGUCAGGACGGCUGGGAUGGCAAUGAGUACGCGACAGACGGGAAAGGAAGACUUACGGACAUACUUGGACGCCUGUGGAAAACUGGGGGAUCGGGAUCUAUUCGAAACCGCCGAGGUCAUGAUGACCACGGGGUUAACUGGCCGAGGGAGAACUAGACAGUUAAAGGCGCCCGCCUAUCGGGAGUGGAGGAGGAAGGGAAAGGAGGUGUGGGGAACCAGUGACGCGCUCGUCAGGGACGUCGACCAAUUACCUAAGGGCCCAGAUUGGAUGGAGGUCAACGUUCCUGGUGGCAAGGGUCGGUACAGACGCCCACACACCUUAUAUAUGCGCGAUGUCCUCGAAGUCACCCGGGAGCUUAUUGGUGCACGGCGCUUCAGGCGUUGUAUGCGUUAUGCGCCAGAGCGUCAUUGGACGUCGAAGAGCCGAAAGUGUCGUGUCUACGAUGAAAUGUGGAGUGGAGACUGGUGGUGGCAGGUACAGAAUAAAAACGGUACAGUUGUACCGUUGAUCAUCGCGUCGGACGAGACCACACUCACAAACAACCCGCGCGGGGAUAAGGCACAUCCAAUAUACCUUUCGAUAGGGAAUAUCAGCAAAGCAGUUCGACGAAAGCCAACGAAACGGUCAAUGAUUAUAAUCGGAUACUUACCGGUUGAUUCAUUCGACGAUGUCCCAGACGACAGUUCCCGUCAACAAUAUCGUGCCGACUUGCUCCAUCGCUCCCUCGACGAAAUCUUCAAACCGCUAAAGAAAGUGUCAUCCGAAGGCGUGCUGGCUUGGUGCGCCGAUGGAUGUCUUCGGCACAUCUAUCCAUUAAUUGCCGCCUGGGUCGCCGACUAUCCCGAACAGAACGAUAUCGCUUGCACGACUCAGAACGGAUGUCCCAAGUGUAUGCAGCGAUGGCAUGGACGCGGAUGCGGAGGGCCGACUGCGCCGCUGCGCAACCAAGAGGAGGCGCGCCAGGCAUUACGGGGGUACAGGCUGACCGAGGACGUGGGGAUGUUACAGCGACUGGGUUUGAAACCGGUCGCUCCGUUCUGGGACGGUUUCCCUGAGCUCGAUGUUGGGAGAGCACUCGUUCCGGACCUACUCCAUCAGCUUUAUAAGGGCAUGUUCGAGCACAUUCGGGAUUGGGUCGAGGACUUACUAGGGACUGUGGAGUUCAACCGUCGAUUCGUGGUUAUGCCGGCGGCCCAAGGUCUGCGACACUUCAACAAGGGGGUGACGAGAGUCAAGAUCUGGGCAGGGCGGGAGUCGAGAGACAUGAUGAGGCAGUUCUUACCUAUCAUUGUCGAUGCCAAAGCUCCCCCUGACUUUGUUCGGCUUGUUCGCGCUCUCCUCGAUUUCUCUUAUUUAGCACACGGCGCGCAGCUGACCGAAGUCGAACUCAGUCGAAUGGACGAGGCACUUGCGGCAUUCCACAAGUACAAGGACGUUCUUGUCAAUAAGAAGGACAAGAGGCUGGGGAUUGUCGUGGGCGAUGGUGGAUUCGAUCGGAUACCAAAGUUGCAUGUGUUGGGGCACUACACGAAUGAUAUACGUGAGCUUGGUACGCCAGACGGUUAUAGUACCGAGACACCAGAGCACUUACACAUUUUAUACGUCAAAAUUCCAUGGCGUAUGUCGAAUCGUCGAAACCCGCUCCCCCAAAUGGUCCAGUACGUUCGGCGCCUCGAGGCGCUCGAGAUCCAACGAGUGUACCUGGAGGAGUACUAUGGCGGGCCAGUAGGAAUCCAAGAUAUUCGAGAAUUCGACUUCGACGACGACGAGGAUGGGCAAGACACUGGCCAGGCAGAGGGUGAAGAUGGGAGCGAGGACGAGGAAGACCCUUACGACAGCGAGGACGAGCUGGAGGAUGGGGUCGAGAUUCCAACGGACAGAUCGGAAGUGCCGGCCGCAUCGGAGAUAUACUAUCCCCGACCGAUGACUUCCAUUGCUAGGCGUCCAACUGUCCCGAACGUAGCCGCCCGCGUGAUUGCUUCGUCAUACGGUGCUCCCGAAUUCAUCCGGUCACUUCAACGUUUUCUAUCGGCCACCACCUCCCCCUCAGAGCCUCCCCUCCUAGUUCCCUCUCAUCGCUUCCCCGUCUGGCACAAAGCCGUACUCGGACACUAUCCUCUGCCAUUUGCGCCUAGCCAACCCUGCCCGCGCGAUGUAAUUCGAGCACAUCCCCCGACUCGAGAUGCCGCCGGCCGAGUCUCGAAGGCUGGUGUGUUUGAUACGGUCUUGUUCGCCGCUGACCGUUCUUGUUCUGGGCUGAAGCGCUUCCGCGCUGGCCGGGUCCGCGUUAUCUUUGCUUUGCCCCAGGACUUCGCGCAUUUGUACGAUGGUCCGCUCGUCUACCUCGACGUUUUUGAAUCCUUUACGACAAACAAUUCUUCCGGUCACUCCUUGUUUAGUACGACGCCGAUGUACUACGGCGCGUCCUAUGCCUCACUCGUUCUGCCACUCGGCUGUCUCAAGCUGGCUUGUCAUCUCGCUCCCGACUUCUCCUCACCAUUCACUCGUCCUCCCGUCUCGUCAUGCCUCGCGCUCACCAAUACCCGUCACCUGCUGAACGAAUUUUACAACUACUUCACUUUUCUUCUACUGUCUUACUGGCGGGUUGUCGGUAGCGGCCGAACUGGAGGGUCCUCCACUGCGUCACUUUGA